Molecule: messenger RNA, 2314 nt
Organism: Sphaeramia orbicularis (orbiculate cardinalfish)
Lineage: Eukaryota; Metazoa; Chordata; Actinopteri; Kurtiformes; Apogonidae
Gene: stam2
Product: signal transducing adaptor molecule (SH3 domain and ITAM motif) 2
Exons: 14
Coding region: 139-1677 (512 amino acids)
Biological process (GO): signal transduction
Cellular component (GO): endocytic vesicle
Molecular function (GO): phosphatidylinositol binding; ubiquitin binding
Source: RefSeq, a predicted model, not a curated record
UCGAAGACAGCCAAGUUUCCGGAAGAGCAACUGGUGUUAGUUUAAUGGACAAGGAAGAGAUAUUUGUAUAGGUUUAGUCUCGAGAAGACAUAACCCUUUGUUUCUUCUACUACCUGGAAUUGUUUUUAAAUCGUUAGAAUGCCUUUAUUUGCCCCAAACCCAUUUGACCAAGAUGUUGAGAAGGCAACCAAUGAAACCAACACAACAGAUGACUGGGGGCUUAUUAUGGACAUCUGCGAUCGGAUUGGGACAACAUCCAAUGGACCAAAGGAGAGCCUGAGGUCAAUUAUGAAGAGAGUCAACCACAAAGUGCCUCAUGUUGCCAUGCAGGCCCUCAAUUUGUUGGGGGCCUGUGUAUCAAACUGUGGCAAAAUAUUCCACUUGGAAAUCUGCUCUCGAGAGUUUGCCAGUGAAGUGCGGAAUGUUCUGAGCAAGUCCCAUCCUAAGGUGAAUGAGAAGCUGAAAGCUCUCAUGGUGGAGUGGGCAGAGGACUUCCAGAAGGAUCCCCAGCUCAGUCUGGUCGGGGCCACAAUCAAGUCCCUGAAAGAAGAAGGUGUCACUUUUCCCUCACCUUCCUCACAGGGGUCCAGCGCAAAGGUCAGCGCACCUGCUGCCAGCAAAACCUCAGACGAUGAUGACUUGGCAAAAGCUAUUGAGCUUUCCCUACAGGAACAGAAGCAGCAGGUGGAGACACGGCCCCUCACCAUCACCUCUGACCCCCCAAACUACACUAAUGGGGGUGGUGGGCAGGAGGUGAGGAAGGUGCGGGCACUGUACGACUUUGAGGCAGCUGAAGAUAAUGAGCUUACCUUCAAAGCAGGAGAACUUAUCCUGGUUUUGGAUGACAGUGACCCAAACUGGUGGAAAGGAGAGAACCACAGAGGAGUAGGCCUUUUUCCAUCCAACUUUGUCACAACCAAUCUGAAUGCUGAACCAGAGACAGUGACUUAUCUUGAAAAGGCAGGCAGUCCUGAAGAUACAAGCCUUGAAACCAAAGCAGAACCUGAGCCCGUCUACAUCGACGAGGGGAAGAUGGACAGGACGCUGGUGCUGCUGCAGAACGCCGACCCAGCAGAUCCGACUCCCGACGCCUCUGAGCUGAUCCAGCUGGAGGGCGCAUGUGAGCAGAUGAACCCGCUGAUUGACGAGAGGCUGCAGGAGAUUGACAGGAAACACUCAGAGUUGUCAGAGUUGAAUGUGAAGGUCCUGGAGGCUCUGGAGCUGUAUAAUAAGCUUGUGAACGAGGCUCCGUUCUACUCGGCCUAUUCCAAGAUGCAGCCACAGUACGCGACGGCCAACUCAGCUGUGGCCAUGCAGGGCUACCUGGGUCCCACUGGUGCUCCUUACAUGCCUACGUCCUUACCCCAGGGUCCUCCUGCGCAGCCCUAUUCGAUGCCCAGUGACCAGCCAGGACCACUGCAUUCACUGCCCCCCAAUGUCUCAGCUCUGCCCAACAGCCAAACAGCUCAGCCUCCCUAUAUGAGCAGCAGCAUGAAUGCUCAGUACAUGAACCAAGCUCCUGGAGCGCCGUACCCUCUGCAGGGGGGCGUGGCCAUGGACAUGUCAACCUAUCACAACUCCGGCAUGCCUCCCGUGUCCUAUCCAAUGGCUGCUCCAUCUCUUCAGGCUCCUCAGCAGCAGCAGCAAGCGACGUACUAUCAGCAGCCCCUCCUGUAAAAAGUCCCACUGACCACAGAUCCACGCCAACACCACAUACUGAAUAGAUUUCACUUUGCAGCACUGUGUUCAUCUGGACUGUUUUUUCGAGUCCAGGUUCUGUUCAAUGUUGAGAUGGAUUUAAAUAUUUGUGUCUAAAUACACAAUAAACAUCUGUCAUUUUAGUUUUUAAAACCACAUUUUGUUUUUAAAUCUGUUGGUAGAUCUAUCUUCAGACUGCUAUAAUCGAUCCUGGCCAACCAUCUUUGGCUCCUUUUUCUUACAUUGAACCAUAGAAACACUUGGAAUUGGCAUGAGGGAGCUCAUGCCUGCAAAGCCAGCAGUCAUUGAUUGAUUCAUUCAUUCAUUCCUUCAUUCAUUCAGUCAUUCAGUGUGGCUUCUUCAUAACACGAGUGCAGUUAUUCAUGAAACACAAGCUGCAUUUUCCUCCCUGAUUGUAGCCAAUCUGUGUUUUAAACAGAAUUUAAAACUAUAUUUUUUAACAUCAGAUGCAUAUGUUAUCAGAUUUAUAUGUACAUGGCUCAGAAUCUCCUUUUGUCCCAUUUUCUCACUGCCUUCUGUAAAGCAUUUCUGUGGUAGCAUUUGACAUGUCAAAGGUGAUGUUGUGUUCUUUGUCUGUCUUUGUCGUUUUUUUUUU